GAUGUACAGUCCUUUAGACAGUGUUCCUUCAGACAGUCACUGGGAAUGUAGUUUUAGACAAUUAUAUACUGGUAAAUUUAGUCUAUAAGGACUGAUACCUGCAGCACUGAAAGAUCAGGAUUACUGUAAAGAGAACAAUGGAGAUGAGUGAGGAGAUUUAUGCAAAUGCAGAAGCAGCAAAUGAUAGAGUUAAUUCGAACAAUAAAAAGCAAUCACAUGAAAAUGUUGAGGACAAUUUGCAGACCCAGAGGGCCAGAAGCUUCAAGCAGUCUGAGAGCUCAGGAGGAGAGGCUACAAGGGGCUGGUAUUACAGACUGACUGCAGUGUGUGUGCUGCUGCUGUGUGUUCUCCUGCUGACUGCCAUCACCGUACUGGGGAUCAAAUUCAACAUCUUGAAUACAGAAAACAAGCAGCUACAAACCAGUUACAACAACCUGACUAAAGAGAGAUACCACUUACAGACCAAUUACAAGACCCUGACUAAAGAGAGAGACCAGUUACAGACCAAUUACAAGACCCUGACUAAAGAGAGAGACCAGUUACAGACCAGAUACCACACCCUGACUGAAGAGAAAGACCAGUUACAGACCAGUUACAACACCCUGACUACAGAGAGAGAGAAGUUACAGAGGGAUAAAGAAGAAAUCCAGAGGUUUUCUAAAAUGGGAUGGAUAUAUUUAAACCCAAGUAUUUACUACAUUUCUAAUGAAGGUAAGACCUGGACUGAGAGCAGACAGGACUGCAGAGGUAGAGGAGCAGACCUGGUGAUCAUAAACAACGAAGAGGAAGAGGAGUUACUCACAACACAUCUGGGUGCCAGAUAUGCUUGGAUUGGUCUGAGUGACAGAGACAAAGAGGGUUUGUGGACAUGGGUGGAUGGUACUCCAUUGAUCACCGACUACUGGAAAAGUGGGGAACCGAAUAAUCUUGGUGAUGAGGACUGUGCAGUGAUUUGGGGCAAUCUGCAAAAAAAGGGCUGGAAUGACCGUCAAUGCUUGGCAAAGUUAUUUUGGAUCUGUGAGAAGUUAUUAUGAUUUAAUUAUAAUAAACAGUGGAACAGAACAGUAAAAUGAUAUUCACAAAUCAAACAACAUUUUUGGACUGGUUCAGUUUGAGUUUUAUUCUAUGCAAUGCUUAAAAAUGAAUGUUUAAAUAUGCUUUUAUUGCUUGUAAUGCCUAAAGAUUAAAAAGUACAAAGAUUUUAAAAAUAGAUGUUUAUUUUUUUGUGCUUGCAUUUAAUUAUUGAAUAAUGUAAUAGUUAUAUUUUUUGGAGUAGUUUAGUUCAGGUUUCAUGUUAAAAAGAUGUUUAAAAAUGAAUGUUCAAACAAAGAAUAUAGAAAUUAAAAAUGCUUUUACUGUAUGUAAUGCCACCAAAGA
Messenger RNA from Hemibagrus wyckioides, 1377 nucleotides. RefSeq names its product CD209 antigen-like. The transcript has 5 exons. The coding region runs from base 138 to 1034 and encodes 298 amino acids. NCBI's taxonomy places the organism in Eukaryota, Metazoa, Chordata, Actinopteri, Siluriformes, Bagridae. The record is from RefSeq and is a predicted model, not a curated record.